Cajanus cajan (pigeon pea) is the source of this 1668-nucleotide messenger RNA. RefSeq lists its product as uncharacterized. The record is from RefSeq and is a predicted model, not a curated record. Gene Ontology annotation, molecular function: protein binding. Lineage: Eukaryota; Viridiplantae; Streptophyta; Magnoliopsida; Fabales; Fabaceae.
GAUGGCGAUGCAAAAGUGUUUUCUGGCCGUUCACUUACAGCAAAACAAAAAUGGCGGCUUGGGCCCCCCCAGUUCGUGUCAUGUAAUCCACAGUCAAACGUGUCUGUACGGCAUAGGUUCUACUCUCCCACUUGCUAAAUUGCUAGCCCCCCAUUGGACAUCACAUUUCCUCUAAGUAAUUAUGUCUUGUCUAGCGUUAAUUCUUAUAUAAGACUAUUCUUUCUUUCAUUCUAUUCCAUGUCUCGGUAUAAGAAGUUUCGCUUAUAUCACUUUAGAUCAAUUUGUUUUCCACUGUUUCUCUUUCCUUUCCUUUCUAGUUGAGUACUUUUCUUUCACUUUUCAGUUCUUAGCUGGCUUCAAUGCUGGUUUCAACUUGCAUUGCUAGCUUUCAUAUUACCUCAACUCCUUGAUUUUCUUAUUGUUUUUCUGACUUGUACAAGAUGUUACUUAGAAGCUCCUCCGCACCAAUUCUAACUUCAUUGAUACUCUAUUCCAAAGAUUGUUCUCCUGAACCAGAACACAUUUUUCAGCUUCCUAAAACUACAUCUGCUUUAAAUCUAAGCCAGAACUUGGUGGAGAUAGACCGUAAAAACUCAUCAAGUCCCAAGAGAAAAAACCGUGUGCCAAUUAGUUGUAAUGUUCCUAAAAAUCAACAGAGUAUAAAAAUCAAAGAAAUAGAUGAAGGGAAAGAUCCACAACAAAAGACUUGCAUGAAAACAAUACCAUCGAUUGAGGAACUGUUUUCAUGUUUGGAUUUAGAUAAGGGAGUCCUGGAUCAUGAAGAGUGUGGUGUGGGGAAAAAAGAUAGCAAGUUACAGACUUCGGUGAUGGGUGGUGGAAUGGGGAGCAGUGGUGGUUGGAUUUGUGGUGGUUGUAAUGGUAGUGGAAAAGGCUCAGAUGGUGGACAUGGAAGAGGGUGGGGUUUCCAUGAAGGAAAUGACCAUGGUAGAGAUAGGACGGAUGCUUAUUACCAGAACAUGAUUGAAGCAAACCCCAGUGAUGCUCUUUUGCUAGGAAAUUAUGCAAAGUUUUUGAAAGAGGUUUGUGGAGAAUAUCCUAAAGCAAUGGAGUAUCUCCAAAGGGCGAUUUUGGCUAAUCCUGAUGAUGGUCAUAAUCUGUCCCUCUAUGCGGAGUUAAUAUGGCAAACAGAGAAGGACGCUGAUCGAGCUGAAGGAUAUUUUGAUCAAGCCAUUAAAAGUGCCCCAGAUGAUAGCUUUGUCAUAGCUUCAUAUGCUAAAUUCCUUUGGGAUACCGAAGAGGAUGAGGAAGAUAAAGACUGCCAAAAUAAAUCAGAUCACAGCCGUACAAAUCAAACUGAUCUCUUUCAUGGAACUAACCAUCACCUUCAUUUAACUGCAGCCUCAAAAGCCUUACCACUGUUUCUUAAUUGAAGGUGACCAGUUGGUAACUUUUAUGACAAAUGUAAGUUAAUGGUCUCAAACAGUAAUUCAUGCCCCUUUUGGAAGUAGUUACAGGAAAGGAAAGGGUUGGUUUAAUUGAGAUGACUACCUACUACUGUGAAUAGCUUAAACUAUAAUAAGAGAGCAACUUUCAGUUCCUAUUGUGCUAAUAAGUGCCAGCAAGGCUUCUAUGUAUCUUUGAGAAUGUUUUGUAUGCAGACACUAAGGAGUAAUGAGUAACCCUAUAUCAUAUUCCUUUAAUUGUAUA